CAAUAUGUCGUCGGGCCUUCAUCCGCAUCCAAUAAAAAUGGCUCUCCCUUCCUCGUAGCCCGUCUUACGCGUUCUCGUUCGUGCUCUUAAGAUUUCUUCGGUCGAGGCAUGUGGAGGAAACGCUCUUUAUAUCUGUAACCUCAGGAUUUUCAGUAAAUGAAUGGAGACAUCAAGAGGUAUUCAUACAUAUGCUUCAGUCUCUAAAAAUGACCAUGAAGACUAUUUUGUAGAAGACUUUGAAAAUGAUCUCUGGCCUGCUCCUGACAAGACUUGCACUUCAACACCAAGAUGCUCAAAGCAAGUUCCAUGUAAGUUUUCAACUGUCUCCAGAUUGUCAGAUGAAUAUGAUUCAGGUGACGAUCAUGGCCAUUUGGAACAGUCCAGAGCACAAAUUGAUGUGAACUUGAAAAAUGUACUCGGUGGCAUAGUGGCUAUUCUCACUGGCAGGAACAAAGAAAGCAAUGGCAUUCAACCGCUACAAAGUCCUACCUCAAGUUCAUUAUUUUUGGGCUCUGAAGACAGUGGAGGCGGUUUCCUUCAUCCAUCUGUCUACAUACCAAGUGCACCACCAUUUCUUGAGGCAGAAGCUAUCAACUAUAAUGCUUAUCGGGCAGUUCUGGAAGCAGAUCCUCCAGAAUGGCUGCCAGAUAGUUGCACUGCUGCUUGUAUGCAGUGUGCUUCACCUUUCACAGCCCUUACUCGUGGAAGACAUCACUGUCGAUUCUGUGGGGGUAUCUUUUGUAGAGCAUGCUCGAAAGGAAGAUGCUUGUUACCAGUCAAGUUUCGAGAGCGGGAUCCUCAAAGGGUGUGUGAUGCAUGUUAUGAUAAGCUUGAUCCUUUGCAGGGAUUAUUGAUCAACUCAAUUAGCAAUGCUAUGCAAUCAGCAAAGCAUGAUGUUAUGGACUGGACAUGUUCUAGAGGGUGGUUAAACCUUCCUGUGGGCUUAUCAAUGGAACACGAGAUAUACAAGGCAGCGAAUACUUUGAAGAGUUAUAGCCAGGUUGCCAGAUUAAAUCCUGAAAGAUCUAUUCCUUUGGCAGUCUUGAGGGGAGCAAAAGGGCUUGCUAUUCUGACAGUUGCCAAAGUUGGUGCAUUUCUAACUUACAAACUAGGUACAGGCUUGGUUGUUGCAAAAAGGUCAGAUGGAUCAUGGUCUGCACCAUCAUCCAUACUCUCUGUUGGUCUAGGAUGGGGAGCACAGAUUGGAGGAGAGCUGAUGGACUACAUCAUAGUGCUUCAUGGUUCUAAAGCAGUGAAGACAUUCUGCAGCCGUAUGCAUUUCUCCCUUGGGGCAGGACUGAGUGCUGCAGCAGGACCUGUUGGAAGAGUCUUAGAAGCAGAUCUUCGAGCUGGAGAAAAAGGAUCAGGAAUGUGUUAUACUUACAGCUGUAGCAAAGGUGCUUUUGUCGGAGUGUCGCUUGAAGGAAACCUAGUUGUGACCCGUCAGGAUGCUAAUACACGCUUCUAUGGUGAUCCUUAUCUGACUACUACUGACAUACUUGUGGGGACUGUAGAGCAACCGAAAGCCGCUCUGCCUUUGUAUGCUGCUCUGGAUGACCUUUGUUCGACGUUACAAUGUUAACAUUUUGUGCAAUUUGUUGUGCACACACAUCAUCUCUAUCAGACAUUUGAAACCCUAAUGAACACUUGGUCAUCAAGGAUGAUGCAUAGGACGAUAAAUACUGGCCAGAUAUAGUUGGUACGGUUUUGGGUUUUGCACUGUAAUGUCAUCAAUACAUGGUAUGCUGUAUAUAUCUUCCAUAAAUUGCAAUUCAAAUACGUUGUACA
Messenger RNA from Musa acuminata AAA Group (dessert banana), 1788 nucleotides. RefSeq lists its product as uncharacterized. Gene Ontology annotation, cellular component: ruffle membrane. Gene Ontology annotation, biological process: regulation of ruffle assembly. Gene Ontology annotation, molecular function: phosphatidylinositol binding; metal ion binding. The transcript is spliced from 5 exons. The record is from RefSeq and is a predicted model, not a curated record. Lineage: Eukaryota; Viridiplantae; Streptophyta; Magnoliopsida; Zingiberales; Musaceae. The coding region runs from base 161 to 1582 and encodes 473 amino acids.